Phascolarctos cinereus (koala) is the source of this 5837-nucleotide messenger RNA. RefSeq names its product heat shock protein family A (Hsp70) member 12A (gene HSPA12A). The record is from RefSeq and is a predicted model, not a curated record. NCBI's taxonomy places the organism in Eukaryota, Metazoa, Chordata, Mammalia, Diprotodontia, Phascolarctidae.
CCUCCGCGUCAGAGGAGCCUCGCGCUACCCAAUGGCUCAGACUCCGGAGUGAGCUGCGAACAGAAGAGCGAAGCCGCGGACAAACGCCGGGGCUGAUUUGGAAGCUUUUCAUUCUGGGCUGUGCAGGCCAGACGCAACCAUGUCGGAGAAGGAAGCCGGGAGCGAUGCGGCGUCCAGAGAAACAGCCUCUACAUCAGCAUAUUCAUCUCCUGCAAGAAGUUUGGGAGAUACAGGAAUAACACCACUGUCUCCUUCCCAUAUUGUGAAUGACUCAGAUGCAAACGUCACUGAGCAGCAGACAUUUCUCGUGGUCGUCGCUAUUGAUUUUGGCACUACGUCUAGUGGCUAUGCCUACAGCUUCACAAAAGAGCCAGAAUGCAUUCAUGUCAUGAGGCGGUGGGAAGGUGGAGAUCCUGGUGUAUCUAAUCAGAAGACACCAACCACCAUCUUAUUGACUCCAGAAAGGAAAUUUCAUAGCUUUGGCUAUGCAGCCAGAGAUUUUUACCAUGAUCUGGACCCAAAUGAGGCCAAGCAGUGGCUUUACUUGGAAAAAUUCAAGAUGAAACUCCAUACCACUGGUAAUCUCACCAUGGAGACAGAUCUGACAGCAGCAAAUGGGAAGAAAAUCAAAGCACUUGAAAUCUUUGCUUAUGCCCUGCAGUACUUUAAGGAACAAGCAUUGAAGGAGCUGAGUGAUCAAGCAGGCUCUGAGUUUGAAAAUUCUGAUGUCAGAUGGGUCAUCACAGUGCCUGCUAUUUGGAAACAGCCUGCCAAGCAGUUCAUGAGACAGGCUGCCUACCAGGCAGGGAUGGCCACCCCAGAAAACCCAGAACAGCUGAUAAUUGCCCUGGAGCCGGAAGCAGCCUCCAUCUACUGCAGGAAACUUCGCCUCCACCAGAUGAUUGACCUGAGCAGCAAAGCAGCUGUUAAUGGUUACACCUCCAGUGACACUGUAGGAGCUGGGUUUGCACAGGCUAAGGAACACAUACGUCGUAAUCGGCAGAGUCGGACCUUUUUGGUGGAAAAUGUCAUAGGAGAGAUCUGGUCUGAAUUGGAGGAAGGUGACAGGUAUGUGGUUGUGGACAGUGGAGGAGGCACAGUGGACCUCACUGUCCAUCAGAUCAGAUUACCUGAGGGACACCUUAAAGAAUUGUACAAGUCAACAGGUGGAGCAUAUGGUUCCUUGGGAGUGGAUUAUGAAUUUGAAAAACUUCUUUGUAAAAUAUUUGGAGAAGAUUUUAUUGAACAAUUUAAAAUUAAACGUCCAGCAGCCUGGGUAGAUUUAAUGAUUGCUUUUGAGUCCCGCAAACGGGCUGCUGCCCCUGACAGAACCAAUCCUUUAAAUAUCAAUCUGCCUUUCUCCUUUAUUGACUACUAUAAGAAGUUUCGAGGUCACAGUGUGGAACAUGCCUUGAGAAAAAGCAAUGUUGACUUUGUGAAAUGGUCAUCCCAGGGAAUGCUAAGGAUGAGCCCAGAUGCAAUGAAUGCCCUUUUUAAGCCAACAAUUGACAAUAUCAUCGAUCAUCUCCGGGACCUGUUUGAGAAACCAGAGGUGACAGAUGUCAAAUUUCUCUUCCUGGUGGGUGGCUUUGCAGAGGCCCCUCUUCUGCAGCAGGCAGUACAGUCGGCCUUUGGGAACAGGUGCCGAAUCAUCAUUCCUCAGGACGUGGGUCUCACCAUCCUUAAAGGAGCAGUUCUCUUCGGGCUGGACCCUGCUGUCAUUAAGGUACGACGCUCGCCUCUGACCUAUGGAGUAGGAGUCCUGAACCGGUAUGUGGAAGGGAAGCACCCGCCAGACAAGUUGCUGGUCAAAGACGGCACGCGAUGGUGCACCGAUGUCUUUGAUAAAUUCAUUUCAGCAGAUCAAUCGGUUGCCCUGGGAGAAACAGUGAAGCGCAGCUACACCCCUGCCAAGCCCUCCCAGAUGCUUAUCGUGAUCAACAUCUACAGUGCUGAACAAGAUAACGUCAACUUCAUCACUGAUCCAGGAGUGAAGAAGUGUGGUACCCUCCGUCUGGAUCUCACCGGGACCGAUGAUACCCCAUUGCCCACUCGGAGGGAGAUCCAAACAUUCAUGCAGUUUGGGGACACUGAGAUCAAAGCCAUAGCCAUUGAUAUUCCCACUUCUAAGAGUGUCAAAGCUGGGAUAGAUUUCUUAAGUUACUAACUCUCACCCUCCAUCCCUCCCAUCUCCCAUUCUCCCCUCCAUACCUCAACUCACUUACCUGCAAUGCUUUGGUUUCGAAAGCUCCAUCCUUUCCUUUUCACACUUGCCAUCACACCCACUUGAAUUUCAUCAGGAUAGAUGAGAACACAAAGAACCUAGAAACAUUGGGGAUUUGGAGGGGUGGGUUGAGAUAUGUAUCAGUAGGCAUUCUGAGGCCAUGAGAUUGUCAGAAAUAAGGUAUGAUAUGUAGAAAUGAACAGAUUCAGGGAUAGUCAGAGAAGGGCAUCUGGUUCUCACAUUAACAGAAGUGGUCAAACACUCCUUCAGACAAUGAAAAAAAUAUUUUUUUUAGCAUUGGUUUGUCUUUUAACAGAUCUCAGUUAAGCAGAACUAAAGCACUUUUAUUAUAGUAUUUUUAGAUUUAAUGAGAUCCCAGAGCCCAAGGGACACUCUUUGACUUCUUUUAUCAUAAAUAUUUGUGAAUUUCUUUUAAAAUUUUUUGAAGGUCAACAUAUAAAGAUCUACAAGUCUAUAGGUAUCCUCUUUCUUUGUCAUCAUGUUUUUCAAGUGGUGCUUAAUUGGAAGCCUGGAGUGUUUGUUUCAUAACCAGUAAGAGAAGACUGCCUAUACCAUGCACUGAUAUUCCACGUUCAACAUAAGAUUUUAAAUUUCAACUGAACAAGAAGUCUUUAAUUUGAUAAACUGUAUACUGUGGGCUCUGCUAAUCCAGUAAUAAUAGCGUAGGUAGAGGGAGACCUGAUGUUAAACCCUACAUUAAUGCAAUAGACAAGUAAGUGGAUCAAGCUGCUGAUCUGCCCAAAGUAUUAUGCUGAUCUGCCCAAACAUAAUUCAGAGAUGACACAAGUGAGCUGCUGGUACCUCUGACAUAUGCAAGUUGAAUGUUGAUAUUAAGUAAGUCAUAGUAGAGCCCUAAAUAAUUUCAGUAGAAGAUGCCUAUGAUGUUUCACAGAAUUAAUUGAGCCUAACACUUCUGAAGUUUGUAACACUUGAUAAAAAAUAAAUUUCUUGGGCCAGACUUUCCCAUGAAGUAGUGUUGGCCAUUCCUUUCCCCAUUUAGAGAAGAAAUAGAAUCAGUGCAUAAUGAGUGGAGUGUAAGAACUGAAGCCUUCCUUUGAAAUGUGUCAUCAAAUUCUUUAGUUCAAAAUGUUUUUCUACCUUACUGAAGAGGGCUUUUCAAAUAAAUACACGAUGGAUUAAAUGGCAGUCUGAAAACCAAGGCGCUCUAUAAAAUAGUCCCCUGAGUGUCUUUUUCUGCAGAGGGUAAAAGCUCUUAGAAACAGGGUGUCCAAGAUUUAAAAAAAAAAAAAGUUCUGACUCAUGAAGACUCGCUAGGAUCAGACCUCUGCCUUGUUUGAGUUUCUGCCUUACUUUAGUCUAAGUACACACAGUAAGGAACAAGGAAAGAAAAGAAUUAGGGACAAAAACACAUGACUGUUGGGUAACUAUCUGCUUUGUCACAUUAUUGAUUUAAGAUUUUUAAAAAGUUAAUAUGUUCCUUCAUGAUUUCUCCAGAGGCACCCUCAUGCAAAAUCCAGGACUAAACCUCCAAAAUGAUUGAUUGUAUGAACCUGGCUCACAAUGUAUCUGACUUUUCAAAGCUGUAUUUUCUCCCUGAUGGAAUUCAUUUAGCUUUAAAGCUGCUGGGGGUUUCAUGAAUGAAUAGAAACUUUUAUUUAAAUGCAAGUUGGAACCACAACCCAUUAUCAUGGUUAAUAGAUCUUCUAAAUGACAUUUCAAAACUUCAUUGAACAUUUUACAUUUUGCCCUUGUUUUCACUUUAACAUCUCUUUGUAGAAUUCCCUCAUAGAAUGUGAAACAUUAAAUACUAGGAAUAAAUCAAGAAUGCUAGUCACAUAGCUUGGCAUAAAGAUUUCUUACACAAUUUCAGAGGUAUGCUUGCUAGCAUUCUAUUUCUUGCUGCCUGCCAUGCUUAAAAAGCUAAAUAUUACAGGUUUUUCUUGGGUGUUACCAACCAGAGUUUACAAAUAAGGGAGACUUUGCAAUUUAAUCUUGAACAAUAUAAUUUUAUGUGCAUACAAUAUAUGAAUAAUGUACAGAAUCUUCAUUUCUACAAGGCUUCUUUCUUGUAUAAAAAAUGCUCUUUGCUUUUUGUUAAAUGCAUUCCACUCCAAAUUGUUACUGAUAUCAUUUCAAGCAUUCCAAUUAAUGACAGGCUUUUUAAAAAGAAGUAAGCAAUGCAAUAUUUAUGGAAGGAAGGCUGACCAAAGGGAUGGAGACAGUUGACUAGGGCUAAAUGUUGUUGUGAAUGAAUUAUACCCACCAGCAAUCAGCAGAUGGGGCAGAGACAGUGGCAGUCUGCAUUUUUUCAAACCCUUCACUAUUUUCUUUUAAAAGAAUGAAAACUGAUCACAGAUAACUACUUCUGUCACAUACUUGGAAGUCUAGCAUUCUGAUGUCUGUAAGCGGUCUGACUCUACAGGUAAAAUAAGGCUGAUUUUUCAACUCCUUACUUCCCGUGGGAAACUUUGAUUAUUCUUGAAGCCCCUGCUUAUUGGGUGAAAAAGUGAAAAUUCAGUCCACACCAGUGGCAUUUUCAGCAUGUCAGUAUUUAAAGGAAGGGAAAGGAGGGUGGAUUACUCCAUCUUUUCUUCAUUUUAAAGUGUGAAUAAAUUAUUCAAAAAUAGGAUUGCCUUUGAAGGGACUUUCCCUCUAUCCAGACCUUUCUCCUUUUCCUAUUGUCAAUAUUCUCCUACCUUGCAUUCAAUAUAUGUCUCUUUAAGCCAGGUAGAUUAGAUCACAAACCCCAUGGACUGUAGUAUGGGCAUAUGUGAUUGAAUGGGGCCGGAGAUUCCACUGGACUCUGGAAAUGCAGCCCAAUUAGACAAACUCAUUAAGAAUUCUCUUAUAUCUAGUAGCUUUUUUAAAAAAAUCAUAUUGAAACUUCCUAGAACUAGAUCACUCUACUUUAAUGAUACAUGUUCUGACCUUAUAGAAAGUUUUGAAAAAGAUAUGUCUUCUUGACCCACUUUACUGAAUUGUCCCUCUGACUGCCAUCUGGGUAAUUGAAUCAUAAGUAUCUUGAAGGCAGGGGCUGUAGAAUUUUCUCUGCAACUUCCCCACUCUACACACACCAAGCAUGAAUAAAUGUUGAAUGACUAAACAAAUAACACUGAUAGGAAAUAAUAAUUAUGUUUCAGCUUGAGUGGAAGUUGGCAUAAAAAUGUUCAAGUGAACUUUGCAGAGUGAUGACUGUGAGAAAAGGCUACAAAAUAGACCCUAUCCCUUCAUUGUUUAGGUCAAGUUUAGCUGUUAAGAGCCCAGGUCCAGAUUAGGCUAUUGUCAAAAUGUCAAGGAAUGGUAUGUAUAAUAUAAACUGGAGUCAAUAACGUUUAUAUGGGAAGGUGGGACUUCACGCUCCAAAAACUUAGUGGUUGUAAUACACUGUAUAUUCAUGGUAAAAGUGGCUUGAGCAGAUGACUAGUAGAAAGAGUUGUUGAGCAUAAUAUUAGACUCCUCACCUGCUUGGAGUACUAAACAAUAUAAUAAAAUAUCAAUCAUUGUGGUCCUUUACCUUUCUGCACAAGGGAAAUGUGAAUCUCACUUGGCAGCAGCUCACAACUUGUCAGGACUGUAUCUGCAAACUCCUAUGUCUUCACAGGUGUCUAAUAAAGCAAAGUAAAGCUCUUGA